GUGAGGGGUACAGCUGCUGUCACACACUGAAGGUAACACCGGCGGUUACAGGUUGAGCCAUGAGGCACCUGGUCUUCCUCCUCCUCCCAGCCCUGCUCCUGCUGUUGGCCCUGCCAGACACUAGGGGGCGCUACAACGACGACUUUGAUGACGGUGAGGACAUCGCUGAAUUUGAUGACAAUGACUUUGCAGAGUUUGAGGAUGUCAGCGAGGAUCCAGCUGUGGAUGUGGAGAAAGAACCACCACCUCGACCAGCUCCUUCGUCUACCCCUGUAGAGGAUGACGAAGACGAGGCCACGGUGGAGAACGAAGACGGCCAGGAUGAGUUUGAAGAUACAGAUGCACAGGAUCAAGACAUGUACAACAAAUAUGACACUGACGAGUUUGAAGGCUACGAGAAGUCUAAUCCUUCAUUCAAAGACACUCUUAUAUACAGAGAGGUCCCAGCACACUUGCAGAACAGCUGGGAGAGUUAUUACAUGGAAAUCUUGAUGGUCACUGGACUUCUUGCAUACAUUAUGAACUACAUAAUUGGCAAAAAUAAGAACAGCAGACUCGCACAGGCCUGGUUUAAUUCCCACAGAGAACUUCUGGAGAGCAACUUUGCCCUUGUUGGUGAUGAUGGUACCAGUAAGGAAGCCACCAGUACAGGGAAGCUAAACCAGGAGAACGAGCACAUCUACAACUUAUGGUGUUCGGGACGGGUCUGCUGUGAGGGGAUGCUCAUUCAGCUGAAGUUUCUGAAAAGACAGGACCUGCUGAAUGUGCUGGCCAGGAUGAUGAGACCAACCUGUGAUCAAGUGCAAGUUAAAGUGACUCUAAAUGAUGAGGAUAUGGACACCUUUGUGUUUGCUGUGGGAAGUCGGAAGGCCAUGGCACGGAUGCAGAAGGAGAUGCAGGACCUGAGUGAGUUCUGUGGCGAUAAGCCCAAAUCAGGGGCAAAAUAUGGCAUCCCUGACUCUCUGACCAUUUUAUCAGAGAUGGGAGAGGUCACGGAUGGAGUGAUGGACAACAAGAUGGUACAUUAUCUCACCAGUCAUGCUGAUAAGAUUGAGUCCAUCCAUUUUUCGGACCAAUUCUCUGGUCCAAAAGUUAUGCAAGAGGAAGGUCAGCCCUUAAAGCUGCCCGAGACCAAGAAAACACUGCUGUUUACAUUUAACGUGCCUGGGAUGGGUAACACGUCUCCCAAAGAUAUGGACAGUCUGCUGCCUCUGAUGAACAUGGUGAUUUACAGCAUCGACAAGGUCAAGAAGCUCCGCCUCAACAGAGAAGGGAAACAGAAAGCCGACAGAAAUCGUGCUCGCGUGGAGGAGAACUUCCUGAAACAGACUCAUGCUCAGCGCCAGGAGGCCGCUCAAACACGCCGUGAAGAGAAGAAAAGAGCUGAGAAGGAAAGGAUCAUGAAUGAGGAGGAUCCUGAGAGACAGCGUCGCUUGGAGGAAGCCGCCCAGCGACGGGAACAGAAGAAGAUGGAGAAGAAGCAGAUGAAAAUGAAGCAGAUCAAAGUGAAAGCCAUGUGAGACGGAUACAAACACGCAUACACACACACACACACACACACACACAUACACUCAUAUUCAUUAGAGACAGAAUCUACUACUUCCACACCUGCUAUUGUACACUUUUCUUCAUGAAUGUGCAUGCCAUUCGAUUGGCUGCUGUUGCACCCAUAGAAACGCUCUGUUUAAUAGGAAGAUUGGCUGUUGAGGAGUGAAUCUGAUCUUUAAAAGACAACUGUAUUGGAGAUGGUCUGUUCAAACAGCUUGAACUUGUUUCAUUGUAGCAGCCAUUUCAAUCACAAGUUUUCGACAUAACUGCAUGACUGUUUUUAUUGCAAUAGGGUCAAGAAUGUUGCUUUUUGUGGGCUUUGCUGUAAUAAACUGGACUUUUUAGGCCUCAUCAAACCAACUUUUCCAAUUCAGAUGUCUCUCGGAGUUCAGUGUUGACCUUCCAAAGCUUUAUCGUGCUUUAGAGAUUUCACUUCAUCUCGUGAAAGUUUCAGCUAUGCUUCUUUUAAAAGUGAAAUCAGGGAGUGUUUUUAAAAGGAAAUGGGUGGGUAAGAAAGCUUUUUGUACUACAGUGCUUCCUUAGCCAUAUUUCUAUGAGUCCAUGAUCGCGAGUGUUUUAUAGAUGAGUAAAAGGCACAUUAUCACUGUCUUUCAAUCUCUUUCUGUUUUUUUUAUGAGCAAAGGCCCACUGUGAAUUGUCACUGUCGAGGCAGCACAAACUCCUCCUUUAUACGUAUUUAAUAGAGGUGAAUUUUUAAUUUAUCGUUAAGUUAAUAGUCAAUCAGAGCAUCCAAGAGCUUAUAUCAUGUUUAUGAGUGAACAUUGACUGUAACAUUUUUUCUGUAACAUUUGUUAAUGAGACGCUAACUAAAUAAAACAUUCAUUAAAAUGA
Molecule: messenger RNA, 2400 nt
Organism: Danio rerio (zebrafish)
Lineage: Eukaryota; Metazoa; Chordata; Actinopteri; Cypriniformes; Danionidae
Gene: ccdc47
Product: coiled-coil domain containing 47
Biological process (GO): endoplasmic reticulum calcium ion homeostasis; protein folding
Cellular component (GO): rough endoplasmic reticulum membrane; endoplasmic reticulum membrane; endoplasmic reticulum
Molecular function (GO): calcium ion binding
Source: RefSeq, marked provisional